UCCAAACAAGCUGGUAUUCUUUCUCCUAUUUAUACAUGCAGCAUCUCUAUAGUUUUUCUUCUCAUUCACCUUUUUUUCCUCUCAUUGCUUCAUCAAACUGAUCAAUAUGGGAGCAAAAGCAUUUCUUGUUGCCCUGUUUCUCUCAGCACUGUUCUUUCCUUUGGCCUCCUCAUCCAAUGAUGGCUUGAUGAGAAUUGGCUUGAAAAAAAUGAAAUUUGAUCAAAAUAACCGGCUUGCUGCACGCAUUGAGUCAAAGGAAGGGGAUUUUUUGAGGGGGUCUAUUAGGAAGUAUAACUUCCGUGGUAAACUUGGGGACUCUGAGGAUACAGACAUUGUAGCACUGAAGAACUAUAUGGAUGCUCAAUACUUUGGGGAGAUUGGUGUAGGCACUCCACCUCAGAAGUUCACUGUAAUCUUUGACACAGGUAGCUCGAAUUUGUGGGUGCCGUCGUCGAAGUGCUAUUUCUCUGUUCCCUGUUUCUUUCAUUCCAAGUACAAAUCAAGCGACUCAAGUACUUAUAAGAAGAAUGGGAAGUCUGCUGCAAUUCAGUAUGGUAGUGGAGCUAUUUCUGGAUUCUUCAGUCAAGAUAACGUCAAAGUUGGUGACCUUGUUGUAACAGAUCAGGAAUUUAUUGAGGCAACCAGAGAACCCAGCGUGACAUUUUUGGUAGCCAAGUUUGACGGUAUAUUGGGUCUUGGAUUCCAGGAGAUUUCAGUUGGAAAUGCUGUUCCAGUUUGGUACAACAUGGUCAAACAGGGUCUUAUUAAGGAUCCUGUCUUCUCAUUUUGGCUCAACCGAAAUACGGAGGAAGAACAAGGAGGAGAAAUCGUAUUUGGUGGGGUUGAUCCUAAUCACUAUAAGGGAGAAAUAACUUAUGUCCCAGUCACACAGAAAGGUUAUUGGCAGUUUGAUAUGGGUGAUGUUCUUAUCGAUGGUAAAGCUACUGGUUACUGUGAAAGUGGGUGCUCUGCAAUAGCGGAUUCAGGGACUUCUCUCUUGGCUGGUCCAACGACCAUAAUCACUAUGAUUAAUCAAGCCAUUGGAGCUUCUGGAGUUGCUAGCCAACAAUGCAAAUCUGUAGUGGAGCAGUACGGGCAGACGAUCAUGGAUUUGCUGUUAGCAGAGGCACAUCCAAAGAAGAUUUGUUCACAGGUUGGAGUAUGCACUUUUGAUGGAAACCGCGGAGUUAGUAUGGGAAUUGAGAGUGUUGUAAACGAGAAAGCUGGCAGAUCCACAGGACUGCAGGAUGGUAUGUGCUCUGCUUGUGAAAUGGCAGUCAUAUGGAUGGAGAAUCAACUGAGACAAAACCAGACUCAAGAUCGCAUAUUAAACUAUGUGAAUGAGCUUUGCGAGCGUCUCCCAAGCCCAUUGGGGGAAUCAGCUGUUGACUGUGGAAAGCUUUCUUCAAUGCCUAAAGUCUCUUUCACAAUUGGUGGCAAAGUGUUUGAUCUCUCCCCGAAUGAGUACAUACUCAAGGUGGGCGAGGGUGCUAAGGCACAGUGUAUUAGUGGUUUCACUGGCUUGGACAUUCCUCCUCCCCGCGGACCUCUCUGGAUCUUGGGUGAUAUUUUCAUGGGUCGAUAUCACACCGUCUUCGAUUAUGGCAAACUCAGAGUUGGAUUUGCUGAAGCAGCUUAAUAAAACCAAUGACCCUACAUUCACUCCGUUCUACAGCUGCUCCCAGCUAUAGCAAAUGGGAUUGAGAUGUAUGAACACUCUAAGGUGUUGGAAAAACUAUACUUGUAAAUAUUUUUUUUGUAUCUUCGACUAUAAGAUGUAGCACUGCUACUAUGUCCUUUGUGCUUUUAGCUGUUUGUGUUAUUUUACUCGAAAUUUCUAAUCAUGUGAAUGUCUUAAGCUCGUGUCAUAUGAUUCAUGAUUCUAUUGUCAAUGCAGCAGGAUUCAUGAUGUUGAUAC
Messenger RNA from Nicotiana attenuata, 1918 nucleotides. Its product is annotated as aspartic proteinase-like. Gene Ontology annotation, molecular function: aspartic-type endopeptidase activity. The transcript is spliced from 14 exons. Gene Ontology annotation, biological process: lipid metabolic process; proteolysis. The coding region runs from base 107 to 1639 and encodes 510 amino acids. NCBI's taxonomy places the organism in Eukaryota, Viridiplantae, Streptophyta, Magnoliopsida, Solanales, Solanaceae. The record is from RefSeq and is a predicted model, not a curated record.